Epinephelus lanceolatus (giant grouper) is the source of this 1491-nucleotide messenger RNA. RefSeq names its product potassium large conductance calcium-activated channel, subfamily M, beta member 2a (gene kcnmb2a). Gene Ontology annotation, cellular component: membrane; voltage-gated potassium channel complex. Gene Ontology annotation, biological process: detection of calcium ion; potassium ion transport. The record is from RefSeq and is a predicted model, not a curated record. NCBI's taxonomy places the organism in Eukaryota, Metazoa, Chordata, Actinopteri, Perciformes, Serranidae. Gene Ontology annotation, molecular function: calcium-activated potassium channel activity; potassium channel regulator activity.
GUCCCUGGGAGAGACCACGUUGGAGAGCCACUGCUGACAGUUGUAGCCCAAAGUCUGGAUUAUCAUAACAACGUCGCAACAAGAGAGAGCGAGAGGAGGCACAGGCAAAGUGUUGUCGUUGCGCCAAGAGAGCACCCAAUGACUUUGUGUUGACAGCAGAAGUGUGCAGGAUACAGCAGAUCUUUUCAGCAAUCCUUCCGUUCCACUUCAGGAAGCAAAGGAGGACGUGGAUCAUCAAGAAAGAUGUUUUUUGUGGCGGGGACCAAAAAUACAGCUGGAGCGAGCAGAGGAAAUGAAAGGAGGUCAAUCUACCAGAAAUUUCGAGAGGUAGAUUUAUUGGACAGGAAGAAGAGGACAGUGACGGCUUUAAAGGCGGGUGAAGAUCGAGCCAUUCUCCUGGGGCUGGGAAUGAUCCUCUCCUCAGUCAUGAUGUACUUUGUCCUGGGGAUCACUUUAUUACGCUCCUAUGCAGACAGUGUGUGGACAGAGGAGGGUGUGUGUGUUGUCCUCAACUCCACGGUCACAGCAGACAUGAACUGUUCCUACAACUGUGGGUCAGACUGCUGGAGAGUCUCCAAAUACCCCUGUCUGCAGGUCUACGUGAGCGUCAAUAACACGGGCCGUGUCAGCCGUUUAUCUCACAAUGAGGAGACCCAGGACACUAGCUCUGAAUGUCUCUAAGUGCCCAGGUGCCAGAAGGACAGCUUGGCCAUGCACGUCAUUAUCAUGAACAUCUCUGAGCGUCUAAAGGUGAACCAGCAGGUCCCCUGUUUUUACGACCCCAGCGAGCAGCAGGAGACCGUCCUCCUGACGCGGCUGUACGACUACAGCGUCAUCUUCCACUCGCUGCUGUGGCCCUCCUGCAUGCUCAUGGGAGGAGCCCUCAUCAUCGUCAUGGUGAAGCUCACGCAAUACCUCUCCAGACUGUGCGAAGAGAUAGGGAAGAUCAAGAGGUGAAAUGCAACGCAGCAGCUGUCAAUGCCGAACACAUGGCGGUUUGGUGAUGGACGUAUGACAUGAAAGAGAUUGUUUCAACCAAGCGACCUUGCUGUGAUCUCUCGCAAACUUUCCUCUUCGGCUGAGGCGUUUGGAACAGCUGGCUUUCUCUCCGGAUCGAGGAUGUGACUGUUUCUAAACGUGAACUGAAUGUUCCAGGGCAGAAACUGUCAGAUGUAUAACAGGCUGUUAUACAGAGAAAACUAGGACUGUCUUUUGCAUGGUGGUUAAGCACUGUAAAAUGUUUUACGGGUACGAGUUUGUUACACUUGUGAUAAAAUAAACGACACACGUGACAUUGGCAACCUGUAUUUAAACUGACGGGAGAAAUCACUGCUGUCCAAAAAUAUCCUCUGCAUGUGGUUGUUAAUGUUGAGGAAUGUAACAAUGCUGAGAACUUUCCUGAAACUAUAAUAUACUCUCUCAGUGACCAAAAAACAUAUGCAGGUCUCUCACAAUGAAAUCUUUCAGAAAUGAACAUAAGAUGUAUAUGGG